Molecule: messenger RNA, 2607 nt
Organism: Henningerozyma blattae CBS 6284
Lineage: Eukaryota; Fungi; Ascomycota; Saccharomycetes; Saccharomycetales; Saccharomycetaceae
Gene: FIG4
Product: phosphatidylinositol-3,5-bisphosphate 5-phosphatase
Exons: 1
Coding region: 1-2607 (868 amino acids)
Biological process (GO): phosphatidylinositol dephosphorylation
Cellular component (GO): intracellular membrane-bounded organelle
Molecular function (GO): phosphatidylinositol-3,5-bisphosphate 5-phosphatase activity
Source: RefSeq, a predicted model, not a curated record
AUGUCAGAACAAAAUGAUCUUCUAUUUGAAGAUCCUGAAAUGGAUAGGUCUAAUUUGACCUCUUCGCAAGUUCCCAAACAAAAGAAAACCACAAAGUUUAUUCUUACUAAAUAUACCCUUUAUGAAACUAAAGACAGAAUGUAUAUUGUUGGUAGUAACAAACGAGAGACAAUGUUUCGUAUCUUAGAAAUUGACUUAACUGUUCCUCAAGACCAACUUAGUGUUCUAGAAGAUAAUGUUUUCUUCACUAGAAAUGAGAUUAUGAAUGUCCUUUCAAGCUUGGAAGAAGCUACUGAUGAAGGUCUUAAUAAACGAGUAACUGGCUAUGGUUUAGCUGGCUUUAUUAAAUUUACUUACUGCUAUUACUUGAUAUUUAUUACUAAAUGUAGUCAGGUAGCAAUGAUAGGAGGCCAUUCAAUAUUCCAUAUUGAUGAAACAGAAAUGAUUCCAAUCUCCAGUGAUUAUAAGAGGCCUGACAAGAAUUCAAUAGAAAAAAAAUUAAUCACUACAUUUCAGGGUCUAGAUCUAGCCAAAACUUUCUACUUUAGUUAUACAUACGAUAUUACAAAUACCUUACAAACAAACUUGUUAAGAGAAAAACUGAGAGCUAUAGAUAGAUCUGAUAUUACUAUCCCAGGUGGAAUUGUUGACUAUAAUGAGAUGUUUGUUUGGAAUAGUUAUUUGCUAAGUCCUAUAAUGCCCUGUAUAGAUACUGUUUAUGAUUGGUUCCAACCUCUAGUCUAUGGCUUUAUUGACCAGGUACAUAUAUCGGUUCUUAGUAAGAGCAUUUAUAUUACAUUAAUUGCACGUAGAUCCCAUCAUUUUGCAGGAGCAAGAUUUUUGAAAAGAGGUGUAAACAAUGAAGGGUUUGUAGCUAAUGAAGUGGAAACAGAACAAAUUGUUACUGAUGUAAUUUUAAGUUCAUUUCAUCAGCCUGGGAAUGGUUUUUUUGAUAGUGAUAGAUAUACCUCAUUUGUUCAACAUCGUGGAUCCAUCCCACUUUACUGGGCUCAAGAAAUUUCCAAUUUGUCGGCAAAGCCACCAAUUAAAUUAACUGUAGUUGAUCCAUAUUUUAGCUCUGCAGCAAAACAUUUUAAUAUGCUUUAUCAACGCUAUUCUGGGGGAUGUAUACACGUUUUGAAUUUAAUAAAAACAAAAGAAAAAAUUCCAAGAGAGACAAAAUUGCUAAAUGAAUUUGAACAAUGCCUUCAGUAUUUAAAUUUACAACUACCAGACGAUAAAAAGAUAAAAUAUACAUCGUGGGAUAUGAGUCGAGCUUCGAAACAAGAUGGCCAGGGUGUUAUUGAAUUUUUGGAAAAGUAUGCAUUAGAAACUGUACAAAGUACAGGGAUAUUUGUUAAUGCAAGAUCAAUAGCAGAGACCCAGAUUCAACAAGGCAUAUGUAGAUCUAAUUGUAUUGAUUGUUUAGAUAGAACUAAUGCUGCACAAUUUGUCAUCGGAAAGCGGGCCUUAGGUGUGCAAUUAAAAUCUUUAGGCAUUAUUAAUCAUAGUUUCUUGGAAUAUGAUUCAGAUAUAGUAAAUAUAUUGACUGAAUUAUUCCAUGACCUGGGUGAUACUAUUGCAUUACAGUACAGUGGCUCACAUUUAGUUAAUACAGUAGAAACAUACAGAAAGAUUAACCAAUGGAGGUCUCAUUCUAGAGAUAUGAUUGAGAGUAUUAAAAGGUUUUAUAGUAAUUCCUUUAUGGAUGCUCAAAGGCAAGAUGCUAUUAAUUUAUUUUUAGGUAAUUACAUUUGGAAAGUUGGCCAUGCAAUGCCUUGGGAAAUGAAUACUGAUUUUUAUUUACAUAAUGGGACAGGGACUGAGAAACCAUUGCUAAGCUACACACAUUGGUGGAAUUUAUACUAUGUUCGUAAUCUAAACCAAUUGUUAAUAGAAGAAACUUAUGACCAAGGAAAUGAUGUAACAUUGGAGAAUGUCACCAGAAAUAUUCGUGGUUACCCAGAUGCAUUUGAUAAUUAUUGGAAUGAAUACUAUUCACCAAGAACAUACACUUGGAUGCAAGAAUUAUUUGCAUAUAAUAUGAAUUCAACAAGGAGAUAUUAUAAUGCUCAAAAACCAGGCCAGAUUUUAUCUCCUUUUAAAUCGCAUAAACAAAGUUUUUUAAAUAGUAAACUGAAGGCGUUAACAGUUGAUAAAAAAUCUGAGGAUAAAGAAGUAGAAAACCAUGUUGAAACUGACGAUAUUAAUGGCAAAUUUAAUCUUUAUAAAGAGCAAGUUCUUUACCACUCCUUCAAAGAAAGUGAUAUUAUCGAAUUUAUGGAAUAUAAUAGAGAGAAAUAUCUUACUGAAGCAUUACUUAAGGGAGAAAACUCUGCUUUAAGGCCAAAUUUAAAUGUUGGUAAUAAAUCUCUGGAGAUUAGCCAUUCAAUCAAAUACGUUGGAUACAAUUCGAAUGAGAAUAAAAAGAAACAAUACUGGGCAGUUCAUGAUAUUGAAAUUGAUACACCUUACUUUGAGAAAUUGAUAAAUAUAGACUUAUAUAAGCCGCUGGAUGGUUAUGACACUACACCUUUUUCAAAUGAAAUCUCAAUUACACCGUUAGACAGAGAAUUGUAUAACAGUUGGAUAGACAUGAACUUUUGA